This is a messenger RNA of Budorcas taxicolor (takin), 1464 nucleotides long. RefSeq names its product solute carrier family 7 member 9 (gene SLC7A9). The transcript is spliced from 12 exons. Bases 1 to 1464 code for a protein of 487 amino acids. NCBI's taxonomy places the organism in Eukaryota, Metazoa, Chordata, Mammalia, Artiodactyla, Bovidae. Gene Ontology annotation, molecular function: L-amino acid transmembrane transporter activity. The record is from RefSeq and is a predicted model, not a curated record. Gene Ontology annotation, biological process: amino acid transmembrane transport. Gene Ontology annotation, cellular component: membrane.
AUGGAAGAGACAAGCCUGAGAAAAAGGAGGGGGGAUGAGAAGUCGAUCCAGAGCAGCGAACCCAAGACCACGAGUCUCCAAAAGGAGCUGGGCCUGUUCAGUGGCACCUGCAUCAUCGUGGGCACCAUCAUCGGCUCUGGGAUCUUCAUCUCCCCCAAGUCUGUGCUCAGCAACAUGGAAGCCGUGGGACCCUGUCUCAUCAUAUGGGCCAUGUGUGGGGUUCUUGCGACACUGGGUGCCCUGUGUUUCGCGGAGCUUGGCACAAUGAUCACCAAGUCGGGGGGCGAGUACCCCUACCUGAUGGAGGCCUUUGGCCCCAUUCCAGCCUACCUCUUUUCCUGGAGCAGCCUGUUCGUCAUAAAGCCCUCAUCCUUUGCCAUCAUCUGCCUCAGCUUCUCCGAGUACGUUUGUGCGCCCUUCUACUCCGGCUGCAGCCCUCCCCAAAUUGUCAUUAAAUCCCUGGCUGCCGCUGCCAUCUUGCUCAUCUCCACGGUGAACGCGCUGAGUGUGCGGCUGGGGAGCUACGUCCAGAACGUGUUCACGGCAGCCAAGAUGGUGAUCGUGGUCAUUAUCAUCAUCAGCGGACUUGUCCUCCUGGCCCAAGGAAAUACGAGGAAUUUUGAAAACUCUUUUGAAGGCGCAUCAUUGUCUGUGGGCUCCAUCAGUCUGGCAUUAUAUAAUGGACUCUGGGCGUAUGAUGGAUGGAAUCAACUCAACUACAUCACAGAAGAACUUAGAAACCCUUUCAGAAACCUGCCCCUGGCCAUCAUCAUUGGGAUCCCACUGGUAACAGGCUGCUACAUCCUCAUGAACGUGUCCUACUUUACUGUGAUGACGGCCACCGAACUCCUGCAGUCCCAGGCUGUGGCCGUGACGUUUGGUGACCGUGUCCUCUACCCCGCCUCGUGGAUCGUUCCGCUCUUCGUGGCGUUUUCAACCAUCGGUGCCGCUAACGGGUCGUGCUUUACUGCGGGCAGACUUGUUUUCGUUGCAGGCCGGGAAGGCCACAUGCUGAAAGUGCUGUCUUACAUUAGCGUCAAGCGCCUCACUCCAGCUCCUGCCAUCAUGUUUCAUGGCAUGAUCGCGAUCAUUUACAUCAUCCCUGGUGACAUAAACUCAUUAGUCAAUUACUUCAGUUUUGCUGCAUGGCUGUUUUAUGGUUUGACGAUCACUGGACUCAUUGUGAUGAGGUUUACAAGGAAAGAGCUGAAAAGACCUAUCAAGGUGCCCAUUUUCAUCCCCAUCUUGGUGACUCUCUUAUCCGUGUUUUUGGUUUUGGCCCCAAUCAUCAGCGCACCUGCGUGGGAGUAUCUCUACUGUGUGUUGUUUAUGCUGAGCGGCCUUGUAUUUUAUUUCCUUUUUGUCCACUAUAAGUUUGGAUGGGCUCAGAAAAUCUCAAAGCCUCUCACCAUGCACCUUCAGAUGCUGAUGGAAGUCGUCCCCCCAGAGGAAGCUCCAGAGUAA